Messenger RNA from Nilaparvata lugens (brown planthopper), 3963 nucleotides. It is a transcript of the gene Gbeta13F, whose product is annotated as guanine nucleotide-binding protein subunit beta-1. The transcript has 8 exons. Gene Ontology annotation, biological process: G protein-coupled receptor signaling pathway. The record is from RefSeq and is a predicted model, not a curated record. Gene Ontology annotation, molecular function: protein binding; signaling receptor complex adaptor activity. Gene Ontology annotation, cellular component: heterotrimeric G-protein complex; cytoplasm. Lineage: Eukaryota; Metazoa; Arthropoda; Insecta; Hemiptera; Delphacidae. The coding region runs from base 302 to 1288 and encodes 328 amino acids.
UUUCGUAGACGGAAGCCGCACCCUGCACAGAUAGUGGACAGUGUCGAUAGUAAAUUCACUUGUUUGGCUAAAGGCAGUUUUUUAAAGAAUUUGUGCUCGUAUGAAUCCCUAACGAUAGGUUAUUAGAACAUUUUUAAAUGUGAUUAUUUAGAAACAAUAACUAAUAGUGCGAUAGCGGUAAUAAAGAGUGUGUGCUGUGGUUUGCAACUCAUUUUUGCAACCGACGAGUAGGAGCUGGCUGGAUUAGGAAUUGACGUGUUGGAAAGGAGCUCCUGUCGGUUUGCAAAACGACUGAGCAAGUAUGAAUGAGUUGGACAGUUUACGACAAGAAGCUGAAACUUUGAAGAAUGCCAUACGAGAUGCGCGGAAAGCAGCUUGUGACACAAGCCUGGUGCAGGCGACUAGUAAUAUGGAGCCGAUCGGAAGGAUACAGAUGCGGACCCGACGCACACUCCGCGGCCAUCUUGCCAAAAUCUACGCCAUGCACUGGGGCUCUGACUCAAGGAAUUUAGUAUCAGCGUCACAGGAUGGCAAGCUCAUAGUAUGGGAUAGUUAUACAACAAACAAAGUUCAUGCAAUCCCUCUGCGUUCAAGUUGGGUGAUGACUUGUGCCUAUGCGCCUUCAGGAAGUUACGUAGCUUGUGGAGGCCUUGACAACAUCUGCUCCAUAUACAGUUUGAAAACAAGAGAAGGAAACGUUAGAGUUAGCCGAGAAUUGCCCGGACACACAGGCUACCUAUCAUGCUGCCGUUUCCUCGACGACAACCAAAUAGUUACCAGCUCAGGGGACAUGUCAUGGUUAGUAAAUCAUUUAUUUUAUGUUGAAUGCAUAUCCUAUCCAUUAAAAAUUCACAAUUAUAUAUUUAUAGAUUGCACUUCAGAGUGCGUAAAAUUAUGGGAUAUUAGAGAAGGUUCAUGCAAGCAAACGUUUCCAGGCCAUGAAUCUGAUAUUAACGCAGUAACAUUUUUCCCGAACGGAUUCGCAUUCGCAACUGGUUCAGAUGACGCGACAUGCCGCCUUUUUGAUAUCCGCUCUGACCAGGAGCUGGCAAUGUACUCGCACGAUAACAUUAUUUGCGGAAUAACAUCAGUAGCUUUCUCGAAAUCCGGUCGACUGCUGCUCGCUGGCUACGACGACUUCAACUGCAACGUCUGGGAUUCAAUGAAGACCGAACGAGCGGGUAUUCUGGCUGGACAUGACAACCGAGUGAGCUGUUUGGGAGUGACUGAAGACGGAAUGGCUGUGGCGACUGGAUCCUGGGACAGUUUCCUCAGAAUUUGGAACUAAACUGGCAGUGACUGACAAAUUAAUGUCAUGUUGUUUUUUUAAAGAGGGACAACAUGUUUCCUAUUGUAUAGAGAGGGCAGGUCGUAAGCACCAUGAAUAUUCCAGUUUAUUAAUUACAAACAUCUACAGUAGACCCCAUAAAGAGUUCGGGCUUUAAGAAGCAUAUAAAUAUAUACAUAUUGCUAGUAAUUGUCGAUAAUGUGAAAAAUUUAACCUUAAAUUGGGGAGAAACGAACGUGUAGGUUAUGUUUUGUUGUGGGGUCACUGCUGGUCAUUGUGUUUUAAAUAAAUAAUUACUAAAUAAGUAAAUGUCGAGAAUUGUCAAGGUGGUUGGUUGAAACUUACUCUCUUUCCAAAUUGAUUCACUAUCAUCAUAGUGUUAUCUUCAACCAUUCUGUUUUUUAAAAUCAAGUAUAGUUUGAAUAUCUGUUGAAAUUUGCCAUUUUUAUAAAAAUCAUUCUUUGUACAUAGGAUCGAUAUUAAUGGAAACAUUUAUCAUGUAAACGUGCAAGUGCUGAUACUAGAUUGUACAUUUUAGCGUAUUGUUUUUGUACACUAACUAUCUUCAUCGAGUGAUGAUAAUCACAACGUCUCCUUUUUAAACGUUUUAUCUGUGAAAACCGUCAAAAUGAAACCAGUACCACCUGUUUGAAAAGUAAAUUGAAUAGUAAAGGGGCUACUGCUACUAUCUAGUCAGAAAUUGUUCUGUGCUCUCAGUUGUGUAUCCACGAAGCUGUUGUAUAGGGACCAUUUAAAAGAAUUUUCAUUCAAAUACUGUUGACAAACAAAAGAAGCUUUCUAUGAUUUUGUCACCACUUGGAUUCAGUUUUGCAUUCGAACAAAUCGAUGACAAUUUCCGUGUGUCGCAUCAUGUGUGCUUUAUGUAGGGACAUCAUGAGGGGUUUGAAAAAUAACUGCCAUUCGUUUAAGUAUAAAAACGUUUUUUGGGAGAGAUUUAUAUAGUCGUUGAUAUGAAUGUACAAUUACAGUUUAAUCAGUUUAGAGUUUGAGCUGUGAAAACAAAACAAAACAAAAGUAUGUAAUCGAUGACUGUUUAGCGCCCGCGCCCCCACCCUCUCCCACCCACCCUUCCUCCUCCACCCUUUUUGUAUAUCACUAUGGAGUAUGUAUUUACUAACAUCAAGUGUGGCUUUCAAAUAUUUACUUUUUUAAUGGACAUUUCUCACUUUAUUUAUUUCUGUGAUGUGAUUUUGGGUCGUAAUUAUAAUAUAUUCGAAUAUAAUAUUUCUUUAUUUAAAUGAAAUUAGCUUUGCGAUCGCAUAUAAAAUUAGUCUAGAUCUGGGAUUAUGUUUUGGAUCGUUUGUAAAAAGUGUGCGAAUGUGAACCAUACAUAUUGAUUACUAUUGUGUAUAAGCGUUAUUACUUAUUGGUAAGCUGAGUGAAUGUUGAGCAAACAAACGAAACAGAAAUAAUGAUAAUGUGAGUGGACGAGCGCCCCGCCAACGUUGAAACUGACCAUUUGGUUGGCGCGCUCGGCUAGGUUUUCAAGUAAUUCUAUAAACAUAAAAUAUUCUUUGUGCGAAUGGUUUUUUAGGUUUAGUGUUAAAUGUAUGUACCAUUAAUAUAUUAUAUAUGGAUUGUACGAGUGGUAAGCAGAUUUUAAUUUAUCGUGAUACACGUGCUGAACAGUCGUCGCGCCGUGUGUGUGCUUGUGCGCGUGCGUGCGAGUGGAAGGCGACGCCGGGCGAAGGUCUCACAAGUGCUGCUACGAGUUUGAAAAAAUCAUUAUCCGGAGUGGCGGCUGAACACUCGGGUAUGGGCUCAGGGUGUUUUUAAACUCGGAGCAACGCCGGCCUUCCAGCAUCCAGCAACGCCGCUACUUUCACCCAGUUAUCGCAUAUCAAAACGAACCAAUAGGCGUGCGCCCGCCUUACCUUCCCAGCACCACAACAACAGCAACAACCUAUUCUAUCAUUGUAAAAUAUAACCUCAUUUCCACAUAAAAGACCCAACAAUAUAGCGUUUGUUGUGUCUGUCUCUCUCAGAUGGAAUUUGUAUGUGAGUGUUCUCUACUUAUUGUGAAUCAUGAUAUUUCAACUCAUAAUUAACUGUUUAUGUAGUUUUGAAUAAUGAAUUGUACGAUAGACGCGCUCUGCCAGGACGGGGGGAGUGGUGCUGCUGCUGCUGCUCCCCAGCUGCUGCUGACCAAUCACAGCUGCUCUUUCUGUUCAUCUUCACUCGCAACUUGUAUCGUUCUUAUAAACAAUAUCAAUAUAGCAUUUGUAUACACAAAUUAUAAGAAAAGUAUUCGCUAUUAAACUAUACUAAAUUCCAUAUCGGUCAAUCGCAACUGUUUCCCAAACCGAUUUCAUAUUUACUUUCAAAAUUUCAACGCAUCAUCAAUAUCACCGUAUUGAUAAAAAAUAAUGAAAGUAAAUGGUUACUAUUGAAUGAUGUACAUGUAUGAGCCGUCUGCCGGCUGCCACCUGUCUUCAUGUUCAUCAAUAUUAUUAUAGUUACUUAUAAAAUCUAAACAUGUAGUUGUGUUCUCUUUUUUGUAUUACAAUACGAUCUGUUAUAAACAAAUUGAGAAAAAUUUUGCAAAUGCUGUUAGCUUAUGAAUGACUGUGUUGUUUUGUUGUGAUUUGUCUCUUGUAAAGUAAACUAUACAAUCUCACAUGUCCAUAAAUAAAGCUACUUGUCUUUAAAAAGAA